AUGCGUCGCGGGAACAACGGACAUCCGCGUUUGAGACGUCCCGAAGAAAGGUCGCGCUGUGGGGGAACGGGGAUCACGGACGGCUGGGGCUGGGGAGCAAAGCGGGGGAGAGCAGCAGGGAGAACGGGAAAGGCGGAGGGUGGUGGGGAUGGGGGAGAGUUGGGAGGGAAAAUGGCGGAGCGGAAGCGGAUAGCAAUGAGGAUGGUGUACAGCACAGGUCUCAACGACCAAGGGCAGCUGGGGCUGGGUGACUCAAACUCUCCACCGUACGUCUCUUCGCCCAAAGAGGUGGUCGGCUUCGAUCGGCCUGUAGUGGCCAUUGCAGCUGCUGCCUUCCACUCAGCAGCCAUAGAUGAGGCCGGCCAAAUGUAUUUGUGGGGCGGCAAUGCCGCCCGCCAGCUUGGACUCGGCUCACGCGCCCCAUCCAAGGUGCAUUCGCCGCGUGUGCCUGAGGCGCUGGUGGGAGUGCGCAUUCAACACAUGGCCCUGGGGGGACAGCACACCCUCGCUGUUACAGCCGACGGGCAGCUGCUGUCAUGGGGAAAGGGCCUGCUGGGCCACGGUCCCCUGCCGCUCUUCUCCCGCCUCUCCAGGAAAUCCAGUGAGUCCAUCCCUCGGCUCGUUAAGGCCAUGGCAAGCACCAAGGUCGUUCAUGUAGCAGCAGGCUUGAUGCACUCGGCAUGUGUUGACGACAGCGGCCGCCUCUUCAUGUUUGGAGGCAACAGAUUCUCUCAGCUGGGGCUGGGGGAUGAGAAGGAUCGGGAGGAACCAGUGGAGCUGACAUCUCUGCAGCAUGCUGUAACGGAUGUGGCAUGUGGUGGUUACCACACUGCUGCUGUCACAGGCGCGGGUCACCUAUUCACAUGGGGAGCGAACGAGUAUGGCUGCCUUGGCCACGGCCCUCGCCAUGCACCCUCAUCAGCAGUCCCAGUGAGGGUGGCAGGCAGUUUGGCAGGGAAGCAGGUGCUUCAGGUGUCAUGUGGAUGGAAGCACACUGCUGCUAUUGCUAGUGGUGCUGAUGAGGGUGAAGGGCAAUCAUUGCGGGCGGCAACGGUCGGCAAGCUGUACACAUGGGGUUGGGGCGGUUCCCAAGGAUCGCAUGCAGUGGAAUCAAGGUCCACAGGAGGCCAAUUGUUCUCCCGCGGAUCCAAGGACCGCGCGCAGACCACCCCCGCGUUCGAAUCCUUUAAGAACAACUACCUGCUCGUGUACUGCCUCAUGAUGGCGGGCGAUUGGCUGCAGGGGCCGUACGUGUACGCGCUGUACCAGCACUACGGGUACGACAAGGGCGACAUCGGCCGCCUCUUCAUCGCUGGAUUCGGGUCCUCCAUGGUCUUUGGCACCAUCGUGGGGUCGCUGGCAGACCGCCAUGGGCGUCGCCUGGCCUGCGUGCUCUACUGCAUUACAUACAUCCUGAGCUGUCUCACCAAGCACUUCCCGGCCUUCUCCAUCCUCGUGCUGGGUCGUGUGCUGGGCGGCAUAGCCACCUCGCUGCUCUUCUCCUCCUUUGAGUCCUGGCUCGUCGCUGAGCACUUUGCUCGGGGUUUUGAGCCGCCCUGGUUGUCGAUCACAUUCUCCAAAGCCAUCUUCCUGGGAAAUGGGCUCGUGGCGAUACUUUCAGGCCUGGUGGCCAACGUGCUGGUAACAGACCUCAACCUUGGCCCAGUAGCGCCCUUUGAUGCCGCAUCAGUGCUACUAGCAGGGGGAAUGGCGGUGAUAGUGGGCACGUGGAGUGAGAACUACGGGGACUCUGACCAGUCGCACGGGCUGCUGCUGCAGUUCCAACUCGCCUACCAUGCCAUCGCCUCAGAUGAGAAGAUUGCCAUUCUAGGAGCCAUCCAGUCGCUCUUCGAGGCCAGCAUGUACACGUUCGUGUUCCUCUGGACGCCAGCGCUCGCCCCUUCACAGCAGGCCAUACCGCACGGCUUCAUCUUCUCGCUCUUCAUGCUCGCAUCCAUGCUCGGCUCCUCCCUGGCCUCCCGCCUCAUGGGCCGUGCGGGGCUGAAGGUCGAGGUCUACAUGCAGGCUGUCUUCGCCAUCUCCUCGCUCUCGCUGCUCCUUCCGUGCAUCGUCAAUUGGUUCUUGGAGCCCCACCCGCCUCCAGGGGGUGGCAUCACAGCAGGAGGCCGCGUGCAGCUAGCGGGGUUCUGUGUGUUUGAGGCGUGUGUGGGCGUGUUCUGGCCGUCGCUCAUGCGCAUGCGAGCACAGUACCUGCCAGAGGAGUCCCGAUCCACCAUCAUGAACUUCUUCCGCGUACCCCUCAACGUCUUCGUCUGCCUCGUUCUCUACCACGUGCGAGCCUUCCCAAUGACGGCCAUGUUCCUCAUGUGCUCGCUCUUCCUCGCCAUCGCUGCUCUCCUGCAGCGCCGCCUGCUCCACCUCGCUCUCAGCGCCCUGCCCCAGG
Closterium sp. Naga37s-1 is the source of this 2404-nucleotide messenger RNA. Lineage: Eukaryota; Viridiplantae; Streptophyta; Zygnematophyceae; Desmidiales; Closteriaceae. The record is from the annotation of a GenBank genome assembly.